AUGGGGGAGGGAGGAGUCGAUGAGGGUGCACGUAUAGGCGCCCUGUGGGAUGCGAUGGGAAAGUCCUGUGGCAAUCGUCUUGGAAACAAAACGUUUAAACCUCGAAAAAACAUUACUGAAAAGGACAAACAACAUGAUCUUCUCGUAUUGGAAGCCGCUGCCACUUUGGGGAGCGGUGACCUGCGUCAAGCUGUACAACUGCCAGAAGGUGAAGAUCUUCAUGAAUGGAUAGCCAUUAAUACGGUGGACUUCUACAACCAAAUAAAUAUGCUAUAUGGAACUUUGAUCGAAUUUUGCACCGAGGAAUCCUGUCCGGUGAUGAGCGCUGGAUCCAAAUACGAAUACCAUUGGGCUGACGGACAAACUGUAAAAAAACCCCUGAAGUGUUCAGCUCCGCAUUAUAUCAACUGUUUGAUGAGUUGGAUCCAGCAACAGUUAGAGAAUGAAGCCAUUUUUCCCUCAAAAAUUGGUGCCCCCUUCCCCCGCGAUUUCGUGAACGUUGUCAAGGUCAUACUGAAACGGCUAUUCCGUGUGUAUGCGCACAUCUAUCAUCAACACUUUUCUGAAGUUCGAGAUUUACAAGAAGAAGCACAUUUGAAUACAAGUUUCAAACAUUUUGUCUUUUUCGUCAUGGUAAGUCAUUUGUACUGUACCGGAUAA
Molecule: messenger RNA, 660 nt
Organism: Echinostoma caproni
Lineage: Eukaryota; Metazoa; Platyhelminthes; Trematoda; Plagiorchiida; Echinostomatidae
Source: the annotation of a GenBank genome assembly